This is a messenger RNA of Scheffersomyces coipomensis, 1269 nucleotides long. RefSeq names its product Spp1p (gene SPP1). The transcript has a single exon. Gene Ontology annotation, cellular component: Set1C/COMPASS complex. Lineage: Eukaryota; Fungi; Ascomycota; Pichiomycetes; Serinales; Debaryomycetaceae. The record is from RefSeq and is a predicted model, not a curated record. The coding region runs from base 1 to 1269 and encodes 422 amino acids.
AUGGCUUCAACCGUGGAUAAUAAGACUCUGAUGAGUAAAUCGAAUCUGAUAGAGUCAGAUAACACUACAUUCAAAAAGAGGAAAUCAACGCCUCCAGUCCAAUCACAUUCAACUCAAACCAAAAGGAUAAAGACUGAAGAUCAACAUGCUCGAUUGUCAUAUAGUAUUUCUCCAGAGUAUAAUGCAAACCAACAUCCUAAUGAUGAAGAAUCCCCUGAAGAGAUAGCGAAACAAUACAAGAAGUUUAAGAAUGCCGCUAAGUUUGAUUUGAACUCAGAGGAAUUGUUUUGCAUAUGUCGAAAACCUGAUCGAGGAGAAUUAAUGGUGCAGUGUGAUGGAUGUGAAGAAUGGUAUCAUUUUAAAUGUAUGAAGUUAAAACAAGAGAAUUCAGAUUUAAUAGCCAAGUUUUAUUGCAAAUUCUGUAAAUGGCAAGAUAAAGGUAAUACUUUAUGGAAGAGGAAAUGUCGAGUUUCAUGGUGUAAGAAACCAAUACGAAAUGAUUCAAAAUAUUGUUCAGAUGAUCAUGGUAAAUUGUUCAUGAAUGAAUUAUUAGUGGAUAGAGUUUCUUUAGUUGAUAAUGAUUUAGAUGCUACUAAAGUUAAAAAGAUUAUGGAUCAUUCUGAUUAUAAUUACGAAGUGUUGAUUAAAUUAGGAUCUGAAUUUCCUGAAUUAAAACUGGUUAUAGAUUAUAGAGCUUCAAAUGGAGCAAAUUUAGAUGCAUUCCCUAUUCAUAUCAAACAAGAGUUACAUAAAAUCAAACAAAAGUUAACUAAGACUACUGAUCUCAUACGAGAUUUAGAAAAACGAGAAGAAUAUUUAUUAGAUAUCAAAGAGAAGAAUAAGCUAUUGAAUGAAAGACUCUUAAAAGCAAUAUUCCCUGAUACAAAGAUUGAAGAAUCAUCAUCCUCAUCAUCAAGUAAAAAGAAAAAGCAAUCCAAGAAUAAAAAGUUAGAUAUAUGUCUUUAUGAUAAAACUUUGAAUGAUGGAUGUCAAUCUUUCAUUGAUGAAAUAUCAUCUGAUGAUGAAAAAUUCAAUGCUUUAAAAUCAAUUAUAGAACAAAAAUUAAAUGAUUCAAUUGAUGAUGUAUGGUAUAUGGAUAAACUAUGUAUCCAAGAUCGAAGAAAAUGUCCUCGACAUAAUGGAUGGUGGAAUUUAUUAAAUGACGAAGUAACGAAGAAAUUAAUUGAAUGUAAUCAACUUUUAACUAAAUUAGAAGAACAAACGGAAAGUAUAUUAAGAUCUCAUAGUAUUGAUGUUUAUGAAAGUUAA